Molecule: messenger RNA, 825 nt
Organism: Ascochyta rabiei
Lineage: Eukaryota; Fungi; Ascomycota; Dothideomycetes; Pleosporales; Didymellaceae
Exons: 1
Coding region: 1-825 (274 amino acids)
Biological process (GO): vacuolar proton-transporting V-type ATPase complex assembly
Cellular component (GO): endomembrane system
Source: RefSeq, a predicted model, not a curated record
AUGGUCCUCCUCACCAUGACGCCCGCCAUCGUCCGCGCGCUCUCACGCGCUGAGCAGCUCUCCCCCUCGGAACACGCUCGGCUGCAGACCCCAGGCGACCCCACGCUCGCCUCGCCGGUCCCGGGAAACCCAAUCUCGCACCGCCAGCUGCUCGCCCUGUCCAAGCUCUCCCACCAGCUGCCCUGCGACACCGACCGCGCCGAGCAAGGCCGCCGGGCCCCGACCGCCCUCGACGCCCUCGUGCGCAACACGGCCGUCUACGUCGCUCCGCCGCCGCCCAGGAAGCAGCAGACGCCCGCCUACCUCGCCCUCAUGGCCCGCCUGCGCGCUCAAGAGGAGGCUCGCGCCUACCAACGCAUGCUCCACCCGCCGCCGACGCGCGAGACCUUCAGCCAGCGCUUCCCCGCCAGCCGCGCCCACCUGCCCGACCCCUUCAGCAUCGGCGUGGACGAGGUGGACGAGGUGGACGACGUGUCCUACGAAGAAGUCCACCGCCAGAUCAUCCUCAUCAUCAACGUCCUCGUCUCCGUCGUCUGCGUCGCUGUCUUCGUCUGGGUAGCGGCGCGCCGCUGGUCCGUCGGGAAGCGCCUGGGCCUGUCCAUGGUGAGCGCGCUGGCUGUCGCCGUCGCAGAGGUCGUCGUCUACAGCGGAUACGUCAGGAAGGUGCAGGAAGCCAAGCUGGCAGAGAAGAAGAAGCCUGAGAUCAAGGAGAUGGUGGCAAGCUGGGUCUUGCACCGCGAUGGCCACGGCGAAGAAGCUGUCCUGUCUACAUCCAAGGAGAAACCAGACGACGGACCGAGGUACAGAAAGGGCAAACACCGCUGA